This is a messenger RNA of Panonychus citri (citrus red mite), 2965 nucleotides long. RefSeq names its product carboxypeptidase E-like. Gene Ontology annotation, molecular function: metallocarboxypeptidase activity; zinc ion binding. NCBI's taxonomy places the organism in Eukaryota, Metazoa, Arthropoda, Arachnida, Trombidiformes, Tetranychidae. The transcript is spliced from 5 exons. The coding region runs from base 621 to 2186 and encodes 521 amino acids. Gene Ontology annotation, biological process: proteolysis. The record is from RefSeq and is a predicted model, not a curated record.
AUGUUAUUAUUGGUUUUCUUCUGUAAAAGAUAAAAAUCAAUGAAAGAAAAAAUAUUAAUCAGUUUGACGAUUUAAUUUUUAAAUUGGUGACAUAUUUUAGUGAAUUUGUUUAAAUUAAAUUAGUAACCAAGUUAUUGAAUCAAUUUCUUCUGAAAAAUUGUUACUGAUUAUUUGAAUAUUUUCAUAGUAAUAAUAAAGAAAAUCAAAUCAACAACAACUAAGAACAGAGAAAAAAAAUCAUCAACAAUAAGUCACCAUUUUUACCGAUACCGAUUCCGUUUGUUAGUCUCUUCAUUUGAUACUCGAACAAUUUAUCAUUUAAUUGUUACCAUUACAAUUUAAUCUUCGUGUUUAUCACAUUCGAAUCAUUUGAAAACAUUAUUGACGCCAUAUUGGUUGAUUAUUUCUUCUGAUUGUCUUUUGAAACCCUAAUCAUAAUCAUCAGCCAUUGACAUCUAAUCCUUAAGUAAUCAGCUUAUAUCUUCAAUUGUUGAUUUAGUAAUUGUUAAUUUUCUGUGUAACUGAUUAAAACAAAUCAAAGGGUUUUUUAUAUAACCAUUUAUUUGUCUGUUUAAUUUUAGUGAAUCAAUUCAUUUGUAAGAUUUAAUUACUCUCCAAUUAUGAUCCAUUGGACAUCAUGUUCAUUAACUGUGAUCUUUUUGGUUAUCAAUUGUUGUCAUGCUUUUCCUAAUCUCGGUGAACAAUCAUCAUCAGAAUUAUUAUCAUCUAAAGACAAUCAACAACAACAAUCAUCCUCGAUUGUUAAACCUUUGCCAGUCGAUGCUCAGGUUGAAGAGUUAAAAAAUCGUAAACCUCAACCAUUUACCUUUAAACAUCACAAUAAUCAAGAGCUUAAUCUAGUUCUUCAAGAUAUAAAUAAACGAUGUCCUGAUAUUACCAAAUUGUAUGAACUUAAUUAUCGAAGUGUCCGAGGUUGGCCUUUAACCGUCAUUGAAUUAUCCGAUGCUCCAGGAACCCAUGAAUUCUUGGAACCUGAAUUUAAAUUGGUGGCCAAUAUGCACGGAAAUGAGGUAUUGGGUCGAGAAUUGUUACUUAAAUUGGCCGAUCAUUUGUGUGAACAAUAUUACAAGAAUGAUAGUAUUGCUUAUCUACUUAAUCACACUCGAAUUCACAUCUUACCCUCCAUGAAUCCUGAUGGUUGGGAUGAUGCCACCGAAAAUGGUCCUGGUCAGGAUUGGCUGUAUGGAAGAUCAAAUGCCAAUGGUGUUGACCUUAAUCGUGAUUUCCCUGAUCUUGAUAGUGUUGCCUACAGAUCAGGUGAUAAAACCGAUCAUCUUUUCAACGAGAAAUCAAUUGAUCACAAAAUGCAACCAGAAACAAAGGCAACAAUUGAAUGGAUCUUAACCAAUCCCUUUGUCUUAUCAGCUAAUCUUCAUGGUGGAUCUCUGGUUGCCAAUUAUCCUUACGAUGAAACUCCCGACGGAAGUGCCCGUAGAUACGCACCUUCACCCGACGACGAUACCUUCAGACAUUUGGCUCAAACAUAUGCUCGAAGUCACAAAUUAAUGGCUCUUCCCAAUAGAGCAAAAUGUGAACCUGAUGAGGAAGAUUUCGGUAAACAAGGUGGAAUCACCAAUGGAGCUGCUUGGUAUAGUGUUUCCGGUGGAAUGCAAGAUUUUAAUUAUCUUGGAUCAAAUGAUUAUGAGAUUACAUUGGAAUUAGGUUGUGAAAAGUAUCCAUCAGCUGAUAAAUUACCACAGGAAUGGGAAAAUAACAAGGAUGCUCUUCUUGAGUACAUUUGGCAGUCUCAUAUUGGAAUCAAAGGAAUUGUCAAAGAUGAAAGAACUGGUCAAGUUAUUCAAGGAGCUCAUAUCAAGGUGAAAAAUGUAACUUCCGGAAGGAAUCAAGAGAUUGACCAUGAUGUUGUUUCAGUUGCUGAUGGGGAAUAUUGGAGACUAUUAACUCCUGGACAAUAUGAAGUUACCGUUGUCAAGGAUUCUUAUGAACCAUCAACCAAAUUAAUUAAAGUUGUCAAUGAGCCACAUAAAGAAACCCAUAGAGUUGAUUUUCUAUUAACACCGAGUUCAGAUGAAUCUAUUCAUCCAUUAAUGUCCAUGGGAAAUUAUCGUAAUGAUCCACAAAUGAUGAAAUAUUUAACUUAUCUUCAAGCCAAUGGUGAAUCUUUGAUUCCUCAGGAAAUGGAUAUUGAUUCAGUUUUACCUUAAUCAAUUAACUUGAACACGUUUAAAUCGUGAAACCAAAGAGAUUAUUAUUAUUAAGAACAAUUUAAUUGAUCUGUGUCAUCUUCACAAGAAACUUCAUCAAUUUGAUCUUAUUAUUAUCAUGAAAACAAUCAAAUCAGUCAAUCAAAUUUACCAUUCAUCAUUAUUACCGUUAUUUAUUUUAUCCAAACCUUCAAAUACAAUUUACUUACAAGAGAAAGUAACUCAUCAAUCCAAAGAAUUAAUUUAUUAAUUGUUCGCAAAUAACAAAUGUUUUCAAAUCAAAUUCCUUCCUAAUUGUUUGUUAAAUUUUAUGAUUAUUAUUUUCUUUUUCAAUUGCUAUUAAUUUAUAUAUCAUUUUCUCCCGAAAUUAUAAAAAAAAAUGUACUUGUAAACCCAUCGAGAGCAAAUCAAACAAAAAUCAGAGAAGAUAUUGAAACUAUUAUAUAUAAAGAUUAAUUUUCUUUUCUCAAACAAUCAAAUUAAAGUGUAACUAAUCAUUUUCCUACUUUCAAUCGAUCAACAAAUCAUCACGAUCUAACUAAUUUCUCCCUCAAUGUUACAACAAUUUUCCAUCUUCAAAUUCAAAUUCGAAUUCAAAUCAACAAUCUUCGAAUCAUCAACAAACAAUUCAACGAUCGAAUCGUAUUGAUGUUCCAUAUCAAAGAGAUUCUAGUGUUCGAAGUGUAUAAAGAAAAUUGAAACGAAAUCUCAAUCUAAUUGUUCAAGUCACUUGGCGAAAUGAUGAUAAUUGAUUAAAAGUAUUUCUUGUUGAAUUUUAA